UACGGAUACAGAUAUGAGGUUUGUGGGCCUGGGUUAAUUGACGAGAACUGUUUUCGGUAUCCUGUCUGCCAGAAUAAUGAGGAAGAGACGGCAUUGGAAAGCUCAGUACAGUGUUUUGAAGCAAUGGAGAAUUGAAAGCGUUUGAGGACUUGUUGUAGCAUUUGAUCCAAUGGCGAAAAAAAGCCGUCCCAAGGGUGAAAAGCCUGAAGCCCUUAUCUCUGCCCUACAGGCUGCUAAUGAAGAUCUCAGGUCUAAACUUACUGACAUUCAAAUAGAAUUGCACCAAGAAAAAUGUAAGGUGAACAAGCUAGAGCGCGACAAGACGCAAGAAGCCAAGCGCAUCCGUGAGCAGGAGCAGCACCGACAUACGGCAGCGCUUACCGAGCAGCGGGCUCGCUGGCAUGAGGAGAAGCUGAAGGAAUUGGCGGCGCUGCGUGAGUCUCUGACACGGCAGCAUGAACAGGAGCUGGCGCGCACAGCCAAGAUUAAGGAUGGAGAAAUCCAACGGCUGCGGACGGCAAUGGCCGCACUGCGCGAUGGCACUGGUGAGAAGGUGCGCACCACACUGGCGCUUGAAGCACGCGAGGAGGCGCGGCGCUUCUUUGAACAGGAGCGUGCCAAGUUGCUAAGCGAGAUUGCUGAGCUAAAGACAGUCAAGCGAAACACAGAUGAGGCACUUAAUGCUGCUAUACAGGCCGAUAAGACCAAGGCGGUCGACCUGCGCUCAGAGCACCAUGCGCACCAGGAGCAGAUCUCCAAGAUCAAGUGGGACUGUGAGCGGGAUAUUCGGCGACUGGUGGAUGAAAUCAAAGCAAAAGAUAGGACUGUUUUCUCACUGGAGAAAGAGCUGGAGACCGCGACAGGGUUCCUGCAGAAGUUGCAGCUUCAGAAGGAUGCACUGGAUGAGCAGAUUUUUCUUGUUAAGGAGGCCGAAUGUAACCUUGGCAGCCCGAAAAGAGAGAUUCCUGGGCGGGCUGGUGACGGAGCAGAAAACUGUGGGAGCCCGGAUAUGAGGAGGAACCAGAGACGCGUUGCUGAAUUAAAUUCCACUAUCCGUAAACUAGAGGACCGGAACACACUGCUGGUGGAUGAAAGAAAUGAGCUGCUAAAGCGAGUGCGGGAGUCAGAGAAACAGUGUAAGCCGCUGCUGGAAAAGAACAGGUUGCUGAAUAAAAAGAAUGAUGAGCUGACUCAGUCUCUCCAGCGUAUGGAGGAGAAGCUGAAGAGCUUAAACAAGGAAAACUCGGAGAUGAAAGACAAAAUAUCAUCCCAUCCACCACUAAAGAAACUGAAGUCUUUGAAUGACCUGGACCAGGCUCAGGAUGACCAGGAAGUUGAGUUCCUCAAGCUGCAGGUUUUGGAGCAGCAGACUAUGAUUGAUGAUUUGACUAGGGAUAGAGAAAAACUUCUUAGAAAGAAGCGGCAUAAACGAAGCAGACCUAUUAAGAGGCAUGUUGUUGUGGACACUUUCUUUGGGUACGAUGAGGAGUCGAUGGACUCUGAGACAUCCUCUGUAGCCUCUUUACGCAUGGACAGAACUCCAGCAACACCAGAUGAAGAAGUGGCUGAGGGUCUGGCUGCAGAGGAGUCGGAGUUGCGCUUUAGGCAACUGACACGUGAAUACCAGGCCCUUCAAAGAGCAUAUGCUCUUUUGCAGGAGCAGAAAGGUGGAGUACUUGAUGCAGAAAUGGAGGCCAAGGCUCAGGAGCAGCUCCAUGCUGAUGUACAGUGCUAUAAGGCCAAAAUUGAAGACCUAGAGAAAGAGCUCACAUUGAAAGGACAAGACUCCAAAUGGGUUGAGGAGAAGCAGUUGUUCCUUAGGCGCAAUCAGGAACUCUUGGAAAAGGUAGUAAAGACGGAAGGUGAGAAUUCACGACUUCAGCAAGAACUCCAAGACUCUAAAGACCAGAAUGAACUGCUUGAGUUUCGCAUACUUGAACUUGAGGAGCGAGAGAGGAGAUCUCCACCCUAUACUCUUUCCAUUCACCCUUUUUCGGAGGGAGUCAGUGCCCUCCAAAUCUACUGUAUAAAGGAAGGAGUGAAGGACGUGUGUAUACCUGAUCUCAUCAAAUUGUUAGAUAUUCUAGGAGAUAAUGGGAAUCUAAGGAAUGAAGAACAAGUGGCCAUUAUUCAAGCGAGCACUGUCCUGUCUUUAGCUGAGAAGUGGAUUCAGCAGAUUGAGGGCACAGAAGCAGCACUCCAUCAGAAGAUGAUAGAUUUGGAACUGGAAAUGGAAAUGUUCUGCAAGCAAAAAGGCUAUCUAGAGGAGGAACUCGACUACAGGAAGCAGGCCCUUGAUCAAGCUUAUAUGCAAAUCCAGGAGCUGGAGGCGACCCUGUACAAUGCACUACAGCAAGGUAAGGUGAUCAAUUACGGUGAGUCACUGGAUGAGCUACAGAGGGAUCAGCUGCGCACAGCUGUAGAGAAACUGAGGCGCCAGAUGCUGAGGAAGAGCCGGGAGUACGACUGCCAGGUGCUGCAGGAGAGGAUGGAGCUUUUGCAUCAGGCCCACCAGAGAAUAAGAGACUUGGAGGUUAAGACCGAUAUUCAGAGGAGGCAGAUUAAGGAUCUGGAGGAGAAGGUACUGCAGCAUCCUAGAAGUCCUGCAAGCAACUGCAGUUUUCUAUUUGUGAAGACUAGAACUAUACUAGUGGCAUUUUUUGCGUGUAUGUGGUGGCGUGAGUGAGCGUCGGAACUUUCACUACCAGAUUUCUCUGUAAAAGGCUCGUCAGAAAAACUGCACUGAACUUAUCCUCAGAAUCAAGGAGGCUCUGAACUUACCUGUGGGUUACCUGUCAAAAUCACAAGAGUUGGAAGAGUACACACACAUUGUCAAUAAAUCACAGGUAAAGCGAACCAAAGUCUGGAGGAUGAUACUGUUUAUCUCUGCCAUGCAGGGGAUUCGCCAUGCCACCUGCCUAUAGCAUCUAUCACAGUAGAAACUCCAUCCUUCUUCAGACUGUCAGUCAGAACCUGUCAAAGAUCACUCUGGCUUGUUCCUUCUUCCUUCUGACAUGCAGAAAACAUACUCAAAUUUAAAAAAGGUUAAAAUGAUUGAAGGGGAAUGGACACUCCCACUCUCCCACUCACAUGAAUGAAGUCAGAAAGCAGUCAUGUGGCCAAGAUUACUGCUUUGUCUUGAGCUCUAAAGCUUAGUGCACACUAUACAACUUAAAAAAAAAAACUCAGAAUAAAGACGUCAACAAAUUAAAAAAAGAAAAUUCCAGAAGUGAAGUACCAGGGUGUUUUGUAAUAGUUUUGUGGACUACAUAACUAAUUUAUUACAUUUCUGGCCCAGCCCCCACCCCCCUUAUAGCUUUAAUGCAUAACAUUUCUAUAUUCAAACAUUUUUAUAUACCAUAGACAAUUAUGUAAUCUUUAGCAUUGGCUGAUGCACUGGUUUUAAUGAUUGACCCAAUAUGCAGGAUGCUUUUACAGCAUUUAGCAGACGCUUAACCAAGGGAUGCUUAACCAAGGGAACAAUACUAUGGCUAAAGAAUUAAAAACUAAAAGGAAAAAAAAAAGAUCAAAAUGCAAGAAGCCAUUCAGGUGGCGCAGCGGUAAAACACGCUAGCACACCAGAGCUGCGAUUUCAAUACAUCGUAUCGAAUUUCAGCUCUGCCAUCCGGCUGGGCUGGGCGGCUACAUAAACAAUGAUUGGCUGUUCUUCAGAGGGUGGGACAAACCGGACCAGGGUUCCUCAUAACUGGUGCAAUUACGACAUCUGCUGGCUGAUUGAUGGCGUCUACACAGAGUUGGGGAAUAAUUGUGAUCAGUGUGUGGCUCUCCAUGCACAAGGCUGAUCCCCAUAUGAACUUGCAUUGUGCAGGUGAAAAGAGGCAGUCGGUACUGCACGUGUCAGUUGCAAAGCUUCUCAUUCAGCAGUGGAGGGUUGUAUCGAUAGAGGUGAAGCGUAACGCAAUCAGGGUAAUUGGAUACGACUAGAUUAGGGGAAAAAAUUGGAGAAAAAGAAAAAAAAAAAGCACGGCCAAAGUAAUAAAAUUAUCUAAAUAAAUACAAAUGAAACAUUGCAGCCCAAAGGAGAAAGAGAGUACAGGAAAGGGGUAGUGACAGAAUGAGUGUCUGUGACAGCUGCUCAGUCCACCAGUGUGCGAUGACCGCUGAGUUCUUAAAUAAAAAGAGAGGAUAAAGAGAGGGAAGUCAGUAAAAAUUGAAAGGGGCUGGUUUCAGGCCGUCUCUGGAGUCGGCUCACCCAUCCAGGGCUGUUUUACUGGGACGGUCGUGACACUGGCAGAGUUCUUUUAAAAGAAGAUAAAGAAUUUCCACAUAUGCGCCGGCAGAAUGAAAAGUCUCAUGGAAAGUGUAGAAUAGUCAAACAUGUUGCAACAGGGAAGCUAGCAACUGUCUGGCACAGAGGUGUGAUUAUAAAGACACUCCUUCCUCCUGAAGAUAAGGUACGCUUGA
Messenger RNA from Trichomycterus rosablanca, 4425 nucleotides. RefSeq names its product janus kinase and microtubule interacting protein 2 (gene jakmip2). The record is from RefSeq and is a predicted model, not a curated record. Lineage: Eukaryota; Metazoa; Chordata; Actinopteri; Siluriformes; Trichomycteridae. Gene Ontology annotation, molecular function: microtubule binding; kinase binding. The coding region runs from base 170 to 2686 and encodes 838 amino acids. The transcript is spliced from 21 exons.